This is a messenger RNA of Bicyclus anynana (squinting bush brown), 2032 nucleotides long. Its product is annotated as luciferin 4-monooxygenase-like. The record is from RefSeq and is a predicted model, not a curated record. NCBI's taxonomy places the organism in Eukaryota, Metazoa, Arthropoda, Insecta, Lepidoptera, Nymphalidae. The coding region runs from base 135 to 1784 and encodes 549 amino acids. The transcript is spliced from 12 exons. Gene Ontology annotation, biological process: fatty-acyl-CoA biosynthetic process; long-chain fatty acid metabolic process. Gene Ontology annotation, molecular function: long-chain fatty acid-CoA ligase activity.
UUUAUCAGUAGCUAUUGUUACAACAUCCAUUUAGUGCUACAAGUAAUUGUACAUCUGGAAAGUUUAUAAUUUAUAGUUUAUGAGUUGCGUUGUUUUCCCAUGAUAUUAUAUUAUUUUGUUAAAAAAAAUAAACAAUGGAAAUGACUUACCCAUCAGAAGCAAUUUUUUGGUACAUUCAAGAGCUGACAGCGGGAAUUAUCGCUGAAAGUGGUAUACCGAGCGAUAGAUAUCAUUUGGGAAAAAUUAUACAUCGCAGCCUGAAAGAUGCACCCGACCAUAUAUUGCAGAUAGACGGAGCUAACGGUGAGAAAGACACAUUCAAAUCUGCUUUAGAACGAUCUAAACAAUGCGCAAAAGCCUUCAGAAGCCUGGGUCUAAAGUACCAGGAUGUGAUAGUCAUAAUGGCGCCCAAUCAUAUAAACCUGGUUAUUCCAAUGUAUGCUGCCCUGUUCAAUGGUAUUCAAGUAGCUUGUGUUGAUAUGACAUUAGGCGUCACCGAACUUCAAGAUUCAUUUAAAUGCAACACGCCCAAAGCAGUAUUUUGUCAGAGUUCAAACGUUGAAACCGUACGGGAGGCGUUAAAAUUACUAAAUAACCCAGCACAAAUUAUAGUAUUCGACAAAAACGAACAAUAUGAAAGCUUUCACCAGUUUCUGGAAAAGUAUGGUCAAGAUACGGCAGAAAAUGAUUUCAAACCAGCUGACUUUGAUCCCGCGAUAACAAAUGCAAUUUUAAUGCCGACCAGCGGAUCCACCGGGACGCCGAAAACAGCUGUAUUGACUCACAAGAACAUAUUGGUUGGCUUUCCGCACGUACUAUCUGUUUGUACUAACUUUCCAACGCCAUUCAAAAUAACAAUAGUUAUUUCACCCAUCCAAUGGGUGUCUGCAGUUUUUCAAUUUAUAAUGGGACCCAUAUUGAGAUUCACGCGGGUGCAGACGUCUUCUUCACUAACAGCAGAGCAUGUUCGUUACUUGAUUAAUAAGUACAAGCCGGAAUACACAAUAACAAGCCCCACGUUUCUAACGACUCUAAUAAUGCCCGGUCGAGAAAAGUGUGAUUUCACUUCUUUCCAAUGGCUCAUGGUGGGCGGCAGCAACGUUACUGAAAAGCUUAUUGAAGACACAAAGAAACUAAUGCCUAAAACCCAUGUGCGCAUAUGCUACGGCAUAACAGAGGGAAGCGGUAUGAUUUUUAACUUCGCGUACGCGCCGGCUGGUUCAGUUGGUUUUCCGACUGGGCAUUUUCAGUAUAAGCUAACGGAUCCUACAACGGAUGAAGAAAUACUUACGCAUAAUUUAACCGGAGAAUUGCGGUUAAAGGGACCCGCUUUGUUCAAGUGUUAUUACAACAACCCUGUGAUGACGAAGGCAACAUUCGACGAUGACGGCUGGUUCAAGACUGGUGAUUUGUUUUACAGAGACGAACACCACAAUUACUAUUAUGUUGACCGCCUCAAAUUGCUAUUGAAAUACAGGAACCAUCAGGUUUCUCCAGUGGAAAUAGAGUCUGUGAUAAUAAAACACCCGGGGGUGUUAGAUGUAGCAGUAACUGGUAUACCUGACCCUGAAUGCGGGGAUCUGCCUGUUGCAUUGGUUAUACUUGAAGAUGGGCACAAGGUUACCGCACAAGAAAUUAAGGAUUUAGUUAAAGAAUCGCUGACUGACACAAAGCAAUUGAGAGGUGGAGUAUUUUUUUUAAAAGAAUUCCCUACGACAUCGACGUCGAAGUUGGACAGGGUGAAAUUGAAGGAAUUAGCGAAGAUACUUAGCAUAGGACAAUAGUUUUAAAAAAAUGUUGGUUACGUCAUAUUUUUUAAAACUAUUUUAACAAAUUAGAUGUGAAGCUGGCAUAUUUAUUAUAUAAUGUACCAAUGAACAUAAUAUUAUAAGGUUUAAACUAAUCAAUAUUAUAAGCUGGUCUUAGUUGAUUAUAUAUUGCGGUUGUUAUUAAUUUGAUGUUAAUGUUAAUAAGUUGUUAUUAUAGAUUAAGUUAGUAAAUAUACCGGCUGACUCAAAAUUGAGAUUCUAUG